Coffea eugenioides is the source of this 4089-nucleotide messenger RNA. RefSeq names its product kinesin-like protein KIN-7O. The coding region runs from base 41 to 3811 and encodes 1256 amino acids. NCBI's taxonomy places the organism in Eukaryota, Viridiplantae, Streptophyta, Magnoliopsida, Gentianales, Rubiaceae. The record is from RefSeq and is a predicted model, not a curated record. Gene Ontology annotation, biological process: microtubule-based movement. The transcript is spliced from 32 exons. Gene Ontology annotation, molecular function: microtubule binding; ATP binding; microtubule motor activity.
CAAUCGGUUUCUCCGACUCUUUGGUCGGACAGGCAUAAUCAUGGAGAGAAUUCAAGUAUCCGUGAGGGCAAGACCGUUAUCUCCAGAGGAUGCCAAGAACAGCCCAUGGCGAAUUUCGGGAAAUUCAAUAUUUUUGCCUAAUCAGACUUCCUGCAAGUUCGAAUUUGAUCGAGUUUUUGAGGAGAAAUGCAAAACUGCGGAGGUUUAUCUCGCUCGAACUAAGGACUUGGUCGCUGCUGCAGUUCGUGGGUUUAAUGGGACUGUUUUUGCAUAUGGACAAACAAGUAGUGGUAAAACCCAUACGAUGCGCGGGUCAGCUUCCGAGCCUGGAGUCAUUCCUCUUGCUGUGUAUGAUUUGUUCAAAACUAUACAUGAGGAAGUGGAUCGAGAAUUUCUUUUACGGAUGUCAUAUAUGGAGAUCUACAAUGAGGAAAUCAAUGAUCUCUUAGCUCCUGAGCACCGAAAACUGCAAAUACAUGAAAGCAUUGAGAGGGGAAUAUUUGUUGCUGGUUUAAGAGAAGAAAUUGUGGCCUCCACUGAGCAAGUUUUGGGGCUUAUGGAGUUUGGUGAAUCUCAUCGUCACAUUGGAGAGACAAAUAUGAAUGUGUACAGCAGUAGAUCACAUACAAUAUUCCGCAUGAUAAUCGAGAGUAGGGAGAAAAAUGAAGAUGCAGAUUCAGACAAUACAUGCGAUGCUGUCCGUGUAUCUGUUCUGAACUUGGUGGACUUGGCUGGUUCAGAACGUGCUGCAAAGACUGGAGCGGAAGGAGUUCGUCUUAAAGAGGGCUCUCACAUCAACAAAAGCCUGAUGACAUUAGGAACUGUGAUAAAGAAACUGAGUGAAGGUGUUGAGAGCCAAGGUGGCCAUGUUCCCUAUCGAGAUAGCAAGCUCACACGUAUUCUACAGCCUGCACUGGGUGGAAAUGCCAAUACUGCCAUCAUAUGCAAUAUUACACUUGCACAGACUCAUGCUGAUGAGACUAAAAGUAGUCUUCAAUUCGCUAGUAGAGCAUUACAUGUAACAAACUGUGUUCAUGUGAAUGAGAUACUGACUGAUGCUGCUUUGCUAAAACGUCAAAAGAAGGAGAUAGAAGAGCUUCGGGCCAAAUUGCUGGAUUCCCAUUCAGAGCAUCUUGAAGAGGAGAUUCUCAGUCUACGCAAUGCUUUAUUGAAGGCUGAGCUUGAGAGGGAAAGAAUGGCUCUAGAGUUGGAGGAGGAAAAGAAAGCCCAGGCUGAGCGUGAGAGAAGAUUGCAGGAACAAGCCAAGAAAAUUGAGAAUUUGAGUUCUAUGGUUUUGUGCUCUAAUAAGAAUGAGAAUCAUGACAUCUACAAGAAGGAGAAGCGGCGUGAGACUUGGUGCCCUGGGAAACUCUCUAGGGAGACUACCUAUGAGCUGAACUCUAAAGAUGAAGAGAAGUCUUUGGUGAAACCUGGAAGAGUAGAAUGUUUCUCGGGACCGCUGCUACCUUUUGAAGAACUAGAUGAAGCUGGCGCAGUUGAAUCUUGCAAGGAAGAAGAACACAACAAAAAUGAUUUGCAGGAAGACUUUAUAUUUCCUAAUCCACUCGCUUUAUUGCACGUCACCAGCAGGAGGAAAUUACCAACCAGAAAGAAGAGCUUGCCAAUAGAGAACAGUGAACUGGAAGAAAUUCAAGCAGAAUAUGAAGAUUUGCUUAUAAAAUUUGAAACUGAGAGAAUCAUGAGUGAGAUACAGCAAGAUUACUUGAGAAGAAGGCUUGUUGAGGCUGAUCUCUCUCAGGAGGAGAAAUUUAAGGAGAGUUUUGCUGAGAACAAGACAUGCAAAGCUCAUGGAUGUGCUAGCGAUAAGUUGAGUGAGUCGGAAGCCAUUCUUGUAAUCAAACAACUUCAAGAAAAGAUCACAAUGUUAGAGAUGGAGAAAUCAUCAAGCCAACAAAAUUUGGAUUGUGUUAUUGAGUUAGCAACUGAGCAGACAAUAUCCGCCAAGGAGAAAUAUGAUGAGCUUUAUGCAGAACUCCUGGAUGCUCAAAAGGAGGUGAAGUUAGCCAAUGAGCAACUCAAUUUAAUGCCAUCAACAAGAGUGGACAGCUUUGAUUCCUUUACAAAACCAUUGAUUGAUAUCCAAGAAUUGGUGUUGGAAAUUGAGAACUCGAGAGACAAUGUUCAAUUUGUCUCUUCAGAUUUUGAUGCUGCUUUCAAAUACUUGUCUGCUGUCACAGACCUCUUAGCAGAUCUUAGGACUUUAGCUCUCCAGACUUCGCUUGACAUGAAAACAAUAUUCAGAGAUUAUAAGAAGUUAAAAUCUUACUUGGAGAUCAAGGUCGAUAGGCUUGAGAUUGAGAAGAUUACUCUGUCGAACCAGUCUUUGGAUCUCCAAAAUCAGAUAGCAGAGUUGAACUCUAAUGCUCAGAAUUCUGCCAUUGCAUUAUUGGAGAUCUCGAAACAAAAUGAAGCCGAAAAGUCUGAACUUCUUUCUCAAAUCCAAGUUCUGCAGAAGGAGAUAUCUUGCUUAUCAUCUUCCUCCUUGACUAGGGAAAAAGAAAGCAUAAGAAAAGAUUUGGUGAAAACAAAUGCCAAGUUGAGAGACACAGAAUCCAAGUUAAAGAAUGCCAUCCAGGAAAAGACAAAACUUGAGGGUGAAAAAGCAUGUGCAGAAAGGGAAAACAAACUAUUGCGUGGUCAGAAGGCAAUUCUUGAGCGCGAUAUCAGCAAACAUGAUUCAGUUGUUGGCAAAAAGCGUGAUUCAAUCAUUGACCGGAGCUCGAAUUUGUUCGAUCCAAAGAGAGGAAGGGGUCUUGCAAUAGCUGUUGAGCAGGAGGAGUAUAAGAGGCUAGAAGUGCUUGCAUUUGAGAUGGAAAUGACCAUUGCUUCUCUGGAGGAGGAAUUACAGGUCACACGUGGAGAAAAAGAAGAGGCUAUUUUGAAAGCUGAAAGUUUGGCUUCCGAGUUACAUGCCUUAUCAGAAGAGUUAAACAUGACAAAUGUGGAACUGGCUGCAUUGAAGGAAGAAGUUACAUGCCUUGAAUCAAGUCUGGAGGAAUACAAGUCUCAAAAUCAGAAUUUGAAAGUAUCUGUUGAUAUGAUGAUUCAGGAAAAGGAAGAGUUGACAAUGCAACUCACUGAUGCCCUUUUGCUAACUGAGGAGGGGAAGGCAAUAUGGUCUGCAAAAGAAAAGGCUUCAAUUGUAGCCAUUGAAGAAAAGUCAAGAUUGUAUAAUGCUGAGAUUGCCUUGUUACUACAUGAAAUGUCAGCGGUUAAAAAGGAGCUGGACUUUUCUAGUAAGCAAUGCAAGUUCAUUGAGGACAGAUUGAUGCUUUCAGAGAAAGAUUUAGAGUUGGAGAAGAAAUACAGUGCAGAGAAAUCAUUGGAGAUUGAUAAGCUCAGAGAAGAUUUACUGACUUCUGAUGAUCAAAGUAAAAGGACUCAGGAGACUCUAAGUUUACAACUGGAAAAGCUUCAAAUGGAGUUAGUUAAGCUCAGGAAACAAAAAGAAGACCCGUUAGCUCAGUUGGGCGAGUUUGAUGCUAGGUCACUUCCUUCGAAAGAACUUCAGGUGGAGGAAUUGAGCGGGAGAUUGUCUAGUCUGGAAGCCAAAAUAAACAAGGAUGAAGUCAUCAACAACAAGGAAAAAGCAAAGCUCAGGAUGAGACUUCGGUAUACACAACUUAAACUGGAGGUGUGUCGAACUAGACACAAGGAGGCCUUGGAUGAGUUGGAUCUUAUGAACAAGAAGUAUGAAGCAGCAUCAACAAAAUUGAAGAAUCAAUUAGCUUCUUACGGGAUUGAAGUCCUGAACCUGAAGAAACAGCUUGCUGCUGUGAAGGAACACUGAAUGAUUCAGCUGUUCUGUUCUGUAGGAUGUUUUAGAUUGCUAAAACAUUGCUAGAAGUUGACAGUUUGAAUCAGAUUAGCUUUUUGUAUAGUGUGUAGGAAAAUUUUUUGAUUUAUCAGAUCAGAAUCAUAGGUUGUGCAUCUUUCACAACCUUAGAACUUCCUGCCCAUGUGUUAAGAGCAUUGGGUAAAAUAUCAUCACCUUCUGUUAUGAACUUCCACCUUUUUGAUUUGGUCUCCCCUUCAUCAUUUGGCUGGGCCCUUCUUUCAUCUGCUUGA